This is a messenger RNA of Corvus hawaiiensis (hawaiian crow), 2521 nucleotides long. RefSeq names its product semaphorin 4C (gene SEMA4C). Gene Ontology annotation, molecular function: chemorepellent activity; semaphorin receptor binding. Gene Ontology annotation, biological process: neural crest cell migration; muscle cell differentiation; positive regulation of cell migration. The record is from RefSeq and is a predicted model, not a curated record. The coding region runs from base 1 to 2517 and encodes 838 amino acids. NCBI's taxonomy places the organism in Eukaryota, Metazoa, Chordata, Aves, Passeriformes, Corvidae. The transcript is spliced from 14 exons.
AUGGCCCCCGGCUGGCCGCUGGCCCUCGCCUCGCUGCUGGCCCUCGCCGCCGCCGCUGCCACCGACGCGGGGACCUCGUGGAGCGCCGUGCCCAGGAGGACUGUCCCCUACGCGGAGCUGCAGGACGCAGCCAAGCGCUUCUCUCAGGGCGGGGUCUCUCACUACCUGACGCUGACGCUGGACGAGGCCGAGGGGCUGCUCUACGUGGGCGCCCGCGAGGCCGUGUUCGCCCUGGCCACCGGCACCGUGGAGCUCAAGGCGGCGAUCUCCUGGGAGGCGCCCGUGGAGAAGAAAGCGGAGUGCGUGCAGAAGGGCAAGAACAACCAGACCGACUGCUUCAACUACGUGCGCUUCCUGCAGAGCUACAACAGCUCCCACCUCUACGCCUGCGGCACCUACGCCUUCCAGCCCAAGUGCACCUACAUCGAGCUGUCCGGCUUCACCUUGGACCAGGUGGCAUUUGAGGACGGCAAAGGGAAGUGUCCCUACGACCCCACCAAGGGCCACACCGGCCUCAUCGUGGACGGGGAGCUCUACUCCGCCACCUUCAACAACUUCCUGGGCACGGAGCCCGUCAUCCUGCGCAACCUGGGCCCGCACUACUCCAUGAAGACCGAGUACCUCACCUCGUGGCUCAACGAGCCCCACUUCGUGGCGUCGGCGUUCGUGCCGGAGAGCGCGGGCAGCGGCGACGACGACAAGGUGUACUUCUUCUUCAGCGAGCGCGCCGUCGAGUACGACUGCUACGCCGAGCAGGUGGUGGCACGCGUGGCACGGGUCUGCAAGGGGGACGUGGGCGGCGCGCGGACGCUGCAGAAGAAGUGGACGUCGUUCCUCAAGGCGCGCCUGCUGUGCUCGGCGCCGGAGCAGCAGCUGCACUUCAACCGCCUGCAGGCCGUGUUCACGCUGCCCGGCGCCCGCUGGCAGGACACCGCCUUCUUCGGCGUCUUCCGCGCCCGCUGGGGGGAUGUGGACGUGUCGGCCAUCUGCCGCUACCACAUCCUGGAGGUGAAGAAGGCCUUCGAGGGGCCCUACAAGGAGUACCGCGAGCAGGCGCAGAAGUGGGGACGCUACUCGGGCGAGGUGCCCAGCCCCCGGCCCGGCGCGUGCAUCACGGACUGGCACCGUCAGAACGGCUUUGCCAGCUCUCUGGAGCUGCCGGACAACACGCUCAACUUCGCCAAGAAGCACCCGCUGAUGGACGAGCCGGUGCCGCCGCAGCGCGGGCGCCCGCUGCUGCUCAAGAAGGACGCCAACUUCACCCAGCUCGUGGUGGACCGCGUGGCAGGGCUGGACGGGGCCACCUACGAGGUGCUGUUCAUCGGCACAGGUGACGGCUGGGUGCACAAGGCGCUGGAUCUGGGCACCCACAUGCACCUGGUGGAGGAGCUGCAGGUGUUCGAGCCGGCGCAGCCCGUGGAGAGCCUGGCGCUGGCGGGCACCAAGAAGCUGCUGUUCGCCGGGUCCCGCUUGCAGGUGGCACAGCUGCCCCUGGCCGACUGCGGGCGCUACCAGUCCUGCACCGACUGCGUCCUGGCACGGGACCCCUACUGCGCCUGGAGCCGCAACCGCAGCGCCUGCGUCCGCACCGACGGCCACAACGGCUCCCACCUGGUGCAGGACGUGCUGAGCUCCAACACUGGCGCCUGCUCCGUGCCGCAGGUGGCCAAGCAAGGGCCCCUCACGCCCAAGAAUGUGACGGUGGUGGCGGGCACGGACCUGGUCCUCACGUGCCGCCUGGGCUCCAACCUGGCGCGGGCGCUCUGGACCUUCGAGGGCCGGGCGCUGGCGGCCGAGCAGGUGCUGGUGCUGGGCGAGGCGCGGCUGCGGGCGCUGGUGGUGCCGGGCGCGGGCGCGCAGCACAGCGGCACGUACCGCUGCCUGGCCGAGGAGCAGGGCGCCCGCCUGGCCGCCCAGGAGUACCGGGUGGCCGUGCUGGCGGGGCCGGGGGCGCCGCUGGAGACGCGGGCGCCGCUGGAGAGCCUGGGCGUGGUGUGGGUGCUGGCCGUGUGCCUGGGCGCCCUGUGCCUGCUGCUGCUGCUGGCCGUGCUGUCGCUGUGGCGCCGGCUGCGCCAGGAGCUGGGCAAGGGCGCCAAGGCCAUCGAGAGCACCCUGGUGUACCCCAUCGAGCUGCCCAAGGAGCCGCCCAGCCCGCGCUUCGUGUCCAGCGCCGCCUCCGACUCGGACGAGAAGCUCUGGGACCCUUCCAGCUACUACUACUCGGACGGCUCGCUCAAGAUCGUGCCGGGCCACGCCAGCACGGCCGGCAGCGCCUGCUGCCGCAACGGCGGCCCCGGUGCCGCAUCGCCGCCCGCCGCCAUCCCCGGGCAGCCGCUGCACUCGCCCACCCGCAUCCACCUGGGCCCCCUGCGCGGCUCCGCGUCCAACGGCUACAUCCGGCUGGCGCUGGGCGCCGAGGAGCGCCCGGCCUGCGCCGACCUGGCCGAGGAGCUGCGGCGCAAGCUGCAGCAGCGCCAGCCCCUGCCCGACUCCAACCCCGAGGAGUCGUCGGUGUGACAGC